Molecule: messenger RNA, 652 nt
Organism: Carica papaya (papaya)
Lineage: Eukaryota; Viridiplantae; Streptophyta; Magnoliopsida; Brassicales; Caricaceae
Source: RefSeq, a predicted model, not a curated record
ACGGGUUAUUUAGGAUGAGAAAUCUGGUGGCAUUUUUCAAUGGAGGCUUUACUCUCUUCUUCUUCUUUAUCGCUCAAAAUUCCGAGCUCAACAGAGAACAGACUCGCCGGGCACUCAAAAUCAACGGCUAACGUUACAUCUCACAGGAGAUGGAAUUCGUUGAUCAGGAAUCAACGGCUGGCAACCAGGAUUGCAACGGUUGAUAAUCUUCCGACGACUGCAGCAGAUCCGGCGCAGGUUCAGAUAAGUUGGCAAAUAAUCGUUGGAGCUGUGGCUGGGGUUACACCCUUCGUGGUGGCAGGAAUUGAAUUUAGCAAAAGAAUAAUGGCACAAAGAAGGUGUGAAACCUGUGGAGGGUCAGGACUUGUUUUAAUGAACAACGAAGAAUAUGUCAGAUGCCCUGGUUGUGGUGGAUUUUUACCUUGGCAAUCAUGGAAACGAUUCUUUUCUGGUUUAACUUUUGGAAAUUCCAUGUUUCUUUUUUUAUGUAAUAAAUUUUAAUAAUUUGAAUUAGUUCUUUUUAACCCUAAAUUUUUGAAAUUGAAUCAUCUCUCUCUCCUCCAUCUCUGUUAGUAUAAACUACCUGUACUUUUUCAAGAUGUGGGUAAACUAUUCUCUCUACUGUAAUUAAUAAAUUUACCCUUCCCCUCUA